This is a messenger RNA of Tuber aestivum (summer truffle), 2922 nucleotides long. The record is from the annotation of a GenBank genome assembly. NCBI's taxonomy places the organism in Eukaryota, Fungi, Ascomycota, Pezizomycetes, Pezizales, Tuberaceae.
UACUUCAACCUCACCCCAAUACCCAGCUCGAAUACCGGUAGCCUUGGUUCCGUCGCUUUGAUACCCCAUAAGUUAGGCGGGAAGUUAAUAAUGGUGAGUAUUCCUGGAUGGUGUACCUUUGGUGAGAUGUACUCGAGUACUUACGGAACAUGUUGCAAUAGUCCACUUUCAAAGGAAUCGUUGCGGGUUUAUUCUCCUGAUUACUGUAUAUACCCUUCGGUGAUCAAGCUAAUGGUCCUCGCUUACAGAGUUUCCGGAUAUAAGAAGUACGCUAUGUCCAUUCCCGCUGCCUCUCCUUUCGGAACUGAUCCUAAUAUCCUCAGUCGAUUAUUUUCGCCGAAGUAAUGACCCGGGGGCUCGCCCAGCCCUAGCUUGCUUUCUGACACAUAUCCAUAGGUUUGUAAAUCAAAGCAAGGCAAAGCUAUAGAAGUACUCUAACAGCUCACCUAACUGUUAGCGAUCAUCUGCAAGGUUUGGAGGGGUUCUACGGAGGUCCUUUCAUCCAUUGCUCAGCGGCUACGAAGGAGGUAGGGCGGUAUAUGCAGCUAACCAUCAAAUAUGCACGUACUCAUGCGCCAGCUAUAGCUGUUAAUAAAACUAGAGAGACGGCUGCACCGUUUGAAUCUUGCGAAAGGCGUUCUUGAAGCGCGACAAUGUCUUUACGCGGAGAAAGAGAAGAAGCUUGUGAGUAUGAGUCAUGCAUAACGUUCUGCAAAUUGCAUUCUGAUACAGUGCCAGAAAGUCAUCCCGCUGGAAACCCCAACAAUGGUUGAGAUAGGCAGCGGAAGGAGCUUACGUGUGACCUUGUUCGAUGUGAGAUGCCCUGUGAAACUACCAGAGGAAGCUAAAACGGCCCAGGCGAACCAUUGCCCAGGCGCCGUCAUGUUCUUAAUGGAAGGCGAUGGCAAAGCGAUUCUAUACACUGGCGACAUACGAGGUGAGUCGUAGACAAUUUGGGGGGGGGGAGCGAGUUUCUAACUAUUCGGGGGACAGCUGAAAAAUGGUGGGUUGACUAUCUCAAGAGACAUCCCAUACUGGUUCCAUACGCGGUGGGCUUGAAGACUCUGGACAAAAUAUACCUGGAUACCUCAUUCGCCGGUAGGAGCAAGAUCCAUGAAGUAUUUUGCUCCAAACAAGAUGGAAUUCAUGAGCUUCUCAGCCAAGUCCGAAAGUACCCCCAAGAUACGGUGUUCCAUCUGAAUGCAUGGACAUUUGGCUAUGAAGAAGUCUGGGUAGCCUUGACCUCAGCAUUUGAUGCUAAAGUAUGAUUAACUGGCAAGCCUAGAGUAGUGCUAAUGGAUCAGAUACACCUUAGUGAUUAUCACCGCCGGCUCUUUCACUUUAUAAGAAGCCCCGAUAAAUACGUUCAUGGUCCAUUUCUCAGUGGUUUCGAAUUUGGUAACUCAAAAGUCCUUGGGUGCGCCACUUCAAAUAUAGAAGCUCGAUUUCAUUCAUGUGAAAAGAGGAUUGGGUGCAAGGGACUUGAAGGAAAGAGGAAUGUUGUUUGGAUAAACCCAGUCGUUACGAGGGUAGGAUCAUUUGACGUUCACGAAGCCGGCGUCGGGAACGGUGAUUGUAGGGCUACCCCGAAACCCGCUUUGUAGAUUUGAGUAAUUGACACUGUUUCAGUGGAAAACCAGGAUGAUCUGGAACUACGGGACGAGCACUUAAAACAGAUCCUUGAGAUUCUGGGGCCGGACGUUCCGGAACGCGUCAGGGAUCUUUUGAAGGAAGCCAGGACAUCCAUGAAGCAGGUACUCCCGCUAUCUCUCCAGAGAGGUGCCGAGGGGGAUGACUUGACGGCACCCAAACUCCUAGGGCUGCUAGACGAAGCAGCGAGCGUAUCCAGUCAGCGGAAGACCCAGGAAACCGAUUCCCAGAUCCUUAUCCCUACCCCUACAAGCAACGAUGAGGAAGGAAUAGUCGCGGAGGGCGGCGAAAUCCUGCCGAAUCUGAUUACCUUCCCCUUUUCACGUCACUCUUCGUACUCGGAGCUACGCGGGUUGGUAUCCUCCUUCAGACCAAGGGAUAUAUACCCUUGCGUUGUCGACGAAGAAACAUGGGAUGAAGAGAAGAGUGUAAAAACAUUGUUCGGCGAUUUAUGCACCGGUGAUGAGUUCGUUCACGAUAAUGACAUGCGACGGCUUUUGGAGGAAGAACACCUGGUGCAGGAGCAGUUAGAGCGGGAACGACUCAAGCGAGAGUUAGAAUCCCAAAGAAAUCUAGAGAGAAGCCAACUCGAGCACCCCGAGACAAAAUUUCCGCAACACCAACCGGAAGAGACAGCAAUCGAAGGCUCCAAGGAGACCGAGGACCAACGGUGGACGCAGGCAAGGGCAAUGGCCUCAUCGACGGCAAGCAACACACCCACCGCCUCCCCAAUAACCUCACCGAAAGCCCCGAAGAGACCACGAAACGCCACGCCCGCAGCAGUUAUGUCCUCACAACCGGACAGUCUAACUCCCAAACAAAUCAAGCACGAGCCACACACAUCACCACCAUCACCACCACCUACCUGGUCGGCAAAGAAAAUUAAAAUUCAGAGCCCGCUACAAGAGACAGUCCUGAGCCCCCCACACCCCGGUAAGGAGGUACGCAUGAGCAGCGUUGAGCGCGAAUUCGCCGAUAGCGAGAGGUUCUGGGAGGGCGUCGACGCUGCACUUGGGAUUGGGGGGACGUGGUGGGACGUGGGGCUUUCGUGCACCAUGCAGAAGUGGGGGUAUGAGGAGGAGGUAGAGUUGUAAUUCUUUUUCUCCUUUCUUUUAUGUCUAAUUGAGGGGUAUCAUAGAGGUGCACUUAUGCGAAUUAGAACACCUAUACUUUAUAAAUGAGUAUGCGGGGAUUAGGGGUCAUGGUUUUGACCCUUUGGUUAUCUAAAUUUAGUUAUCUAUCCACAUAGCGAAAGUAGACACUUUGAACCUU